Talpa occidentalis (Iberian mole) is the source of this 2281-nucleotide messenger RNA. RefSeq names its product matrix metallopeptidase 28 (gene MMP28). The transcript is spliced from 8 exons. Gene Ontology annotation, biological process: extracellular matrix organization; proteolysis; collagen catabolic process. The record is from RefSeq and is a predicted model, not a curated record. NCBI's taxonomy places the organism in Eukaryota, Metazoa, Chordata, Mammalia, Eulipotyphla, Talpidae. The coding region runs from base 12 to 1580 and encodes 522 amino acids. Gene Ontology annotation, molecular function: zinc ion binding; metalloendopeptidase activity. Gene Ontology annotation, cellular component: extracellular matrix.
ACCGCGGCGAGAUGUCUGCGCGGGUCUGCCUCCUGGGGCGCAGCCUGCUGCUGCUGCUGCUUCUCUGGGGCAGCCAGGACGCCCAGCUUGUGGAACGCGCGGGCCAGGAGCUGCGCAGGGAGGCGGAGGCAUUCCUGGAGAAGUACGGUUAUCUCAAUGCACGGGUCCCUAAAGACCCCACCUCCUCUCAAUUCAGCAAUGCCAUCAGGGAGUUCCAAUGGGUGUCCCAGCUGCCCGUCAGUGGCAUACUGGACCCUGCCACUCUGCACCAGAUGACACAGCCCCGAUGUGGAGUUGCAGAUACUGAUGCUCAGGUGGCCUGGACUGAGAGGGUCAGUGCCCUAUUUACUGGACGCCGGGCCAAAAUAAGGCGCAAGAGACGCUUUGCAAAGCAAGGCAACAAAUGGUACAAGCAGCACCUCUCCUACCGCCUGGUGAACUGGCCCCAGCACUUACCAGAGCCUGCAGUUCGGGGGGCCGUUCGCGCUGCCUUCCAGCUAUGGAGCAACGUCUCAGCACUCCAGUUCUGGGAGGCCCCAGCCUCAGGCCCCGCGGACAUCCGACUUACCUUCUUCCAAGGGGACCACAAUGACGGGCUGAGGAACGCCUUCGAUGGACCAGGGGGCGCCCUGGCGCACGCCUUCCUGCCCCGCCGCGGGGAAGCGCACUUCGACCGCGACGAGCGCUGGUCCCUGACCCGCCGGCGCGGGCGCAACCUGUUCGUGGUGCUGGCCCAUGAGAUCGGCCACACGCUCGGCCUGGCCCACUCGCCCGCGCCGCGCGCGCUCAUGGCGCCCUACUACAAGAGGCUGGGCCGCGACGCGCUGCUCAGCUGGGACGACGUGCUGGCCGUGCAGAGCCUGUAUGGGAAGCCCGAAGGGGGCUCCGUGGCCAUCCAGCUCCCCGGAAAGCUAUUCACUGACUUCGAGGCCUGGGACUCCCACAGCUCCAGGGGCAGGCGCCCUGAAACUGGUGCUCCUAAGUAUUGCCACUCCUCCUUCGAUGCUCUCACUGUAGACCGGCAGCAGCGAGUGUACAUUUUUAAGGGGAAUCAGUUCUGGGAGGUGGCAGCUGAUGGCAACAUGUCGGGCCCCCGCCCACUACAGGAAAGGUGGGCCGGGCUGCCCCCCCACAUCGAGGCUGCCGCGGUGUCCUUGGAGGACGGAGACUUCUACUUCUUCAAAGGGAGUCGAUGCUGGAGAUUCCAGGGCCCCAAGUCAGUGUGGGGUUCACCACAACUGUGCCGGGCCGGGGGCCUGCCCCGCCACCCCGAUGCAGCCCUCUUCUUCCCUCCUCUGAGCCGCCUCAUCCUCUUCAAGGGUGCCCGAUACUACGUGCUGACCCGAGAGGGACUGCAGGUGGAACCCUACUACCCCCGAGGCCUGCGGGACUGGGGCGGCGUCCCUGAAGAGGUCAGCGGUGCCCUGCCUCGGCCCGACGGUUCUAUCAUCUUCUUCAGAGACGACCGCUAUUGGCAUCUGGACCAGGCCAAAUUGCAGGCAACAGCCUCUGGCCGCUGGACCACAGAGCUGCCCUGGAUGGGCUGUUGGCACGCCAACUCAGAGGGUGCCCUGUUCUGAAGGCACCCCCACCUCUUAGUGAACUGUUGAUGCCCUUGUGGCCCACUUGGGUGCCCUGCUCCAGGGGCAGAACCUCUGAGCCUCCCUGCAGAAGACCCAGCUUUGCCAGGAGAAUGAGGCAUCGUCUUUGUGCUGUGCCCACCCCAUGGAGGUGGGGCUGGCAUCAAUCCAAGGAGAAGCAAAACUGAGUCCCACAAUCCUUUCCCCAUGGCCCUCUUUCCUCCCCAAGUCUUGGGGAUUUUGCUUUAUCCACUAAAGGUGCACCUCCCCUCCAAGACAUGGCAGCUAAAGAGGAUACAAGAUUCGACGGAGAGGUUGGGGCCACUUUCCAAGACUGUCCUCCUCCCCUGGGGAACCUAGCGUAGCCCUAGGAGAACUGUCUUAUUAAUCAAAGAAACCAUCCCCAGGAAGCUUGGGUGGGUUGGGUACAAAGAUCUCCCCUGGGGGGGAGGGGAGUUAGGACCCAGAGCUGGAAGGGGCUGCUGCAAGCCUGUGGGCCCUGGCUUUUUGUGGAGGAAAAUAAAAAGGUGCCCCCAACUGGUGAACUGGAGGUGGGAAUUAGCCUCCCUUGGAAGGGUUUCUAGUGGGAGCAGGUAGACAUGGAUCUGAAGAGGCUGAAACUAUGUUCUUCUGUCCAAGCCAGGACCUGUGUGUGUCUGUGUGUGUGCGUGCGCGCGUGCGCACAUGGUUGUGAUGGGGAA